AUGACCAUCCCAAGCGGCAGCGCUCUCGUCAUAUCCAAACAUUGUUGUGUCGUCGCUUUCGUGUCUUCCCCAGGCGUCGCACUCGCCUUCUACCACUACACCACUCUUCCGUAUCGCAUGCGACGGACCGAUGUCUGCGCCGUAAUUAUCCCGAGAACCCGAAAGUUCCCCGGUAACUGA
Penicillium cataractarum is the source of this 180-nucleotide messenger RNA. RefSeq lists its product as uncharacterized. The transcript has a single exon. Lineage: Eukaryota; Fungi; Ascomycota; Eurotiomycetes; Eurotiales; Aspergillaceae. The coding region runs from base 1 to 180 and encodes 59 amino acids. The record is from RefSeq and is a predicted model, not a curated record.